Molecule: messenger RNA, 816 nt
Organism: Verticillium dahliae VdLs.17
Lineage: Eukaryota; Fungi; Ascomycota; Sordariomycetes; Glomerellales; Plectosphaerellaceae
Exons: 3
Coding region: 1-816 (271 amino acids)
Source: RefSeq, a predicted model, not a curated record
AUGAGAAAUACGACAACUUUGGCGGCCGUUUUGCCUCUUGUCCUGGGCCACGGCGACGAAGGCAAUGGCGCCGCUGAAGGCCACACGGCGUCGAGCGUCUCAGUGCAGGACUUUGGCACCACCUUUACAGCUGACGGCAUCGUCCCCGAUGUCCUCGCUGCCUUCAACCCGACAGUGGCUUUCUACGCCAGCUACCACACGGCAGAUGGUCACGGCGCCGCGCUGCUCGCGCCGGGCACGGAGCUGUCCACCGCAGAGGCUGUGGCCCCGCAAGAGUUCAGCGUCGAGGGCAUCGCGAAUGCCGCCAACGUGAGCGACUCGACGCGCUUCAUCAUCGUCAUGGUCGGGCCUGACGCCCCCAGCCGCGCCAACCCCACGAACCGCAGCAUCAGACACUACCUUGCCGGCAACUUCACCGUCGGCACGACCGUCUCCUCAGUCCUCUCGACGGCGUCGACGCUCGUCAAUUCGUCUGCGCCAUUCACGAGCUACGGGCCGCCGGCACCCCCGGCUGGCACGGGCGUGCACAGGUACAUCUACCUGCUAUACGUGCAGCCCGAGGCGCUCAACGGUGCGGGAUUCGAUUCCGUGGGUCUUGUUGCCGAUGAUAGGCAGAAGUUCGAUCUGGUCCAAUUCCGCACCCAAGCCGGCCUUGGGCCGGCCAUCGGAGGAACCUACUUCACCAUUGAUGCCGCUGGCGGCAAUGGAACGGCUGAGGGCAGCGGGAACAGCCCGGUGCCCAGUUCGGGUUCAGCACCCAUGGUCUCGUUUGCGGGUGUCCUGGCGACAUUCUUCCUCAUAGUCGCGCUAUUGUAG